Messenger RNA from Strongylus vulgaris, 372 nucleotides. Lineage: Eukaryota; Metazoa; Nematoda; Chromadorea; Rhabditida; Strongylidae. The record is from the annotation of a GenBank genome assembly.
AUGCCACCGUCUACAGCACAUCUAUCAAGAGAGCGAGAAAGGGAAACAGAACAGAAGCAAGCAGAACUCGUUGAAGAACUCUCCAAUGCAAUUCUCGACUCUAUUGCUGCGAAUAAGUUAGAACUAGAGCCUGUACAUGAAAGCAAGCCAUCAGUUAUGCCUUGUGCCCUAACAAAUGUGUCAAGAUUUUGCCCCUAUCAAAUAGCUGCAGUAUGUGAUUACUUCACGUUCAUACGGUACCUACGGCAAGGUUUAAUCAAAUCGGGUGUUCGAGACUCGUAUUUUGAUAUGAUGACCCUUAGAAAGAAUAUGUGCCUAGCAAAACUUGGCCUUGGAUUUGUGCCAAAAACCAACCUUCGGCCGGGAUUUUGA